This is a messenger RNA of Heterobilharzia americana, 4413 nucleotides long. The record is from the annotation of a GenBank genome assembly. NCBI's taxonomy places the organism in Eukaryota, Metazoa, Platyhelminthes, Trematoda, Strigeidida, Schistosomatidae.
AUGAUCGAGAAUCUACGCACAAAAUGUGAAGCUUAUGAGAUACAAAUAACAGAAUUGAAAAAUACUUUGUCGUCUUAUCAUCAGUCCAAACAUGAAAGCAUAACUGAAGAUAUGGCGUUAGUUCCCACAGAAAAAGUUGCAGGAACUCACAAUCUGUCAUCUAAUGAUGAUCAUGUAUCAAUCAUAAAUUCAUUGACAAAACAAGUUGACUCUUUAUCGGAAAAACUUAAAGAAUCGGAGACACAAAAUCAUCUUAUUUUAGCUAAUGCAGAUUCACUUAAAAAUGAACUUGCUGAACAACACGAAUUGCGAAAAAAGUUGCAAUCUGAAAUGGAAGCUUUCGAAGAAGAGAAUGAAUCACUGGUCAAACGUGCUUCAGAUGCUCAGUCAGCUAUCAAAUUUUGGGAAUCAGAAUACAAUAAAGUGCUGUCUGAAUUAACUCGAUUACGCGGAGAAUUAGCUUCAUAUCGUGAAUAUGUUACUCAAACAGACUUGGAGGAUGUUCACAAUGUAGUGCAUAAAAAGGAAACUGGACCUUUAGAGAAUGGUAUAAAGAAUUACAAUAUCUCCACCUCAUCACCAUCGUCGUCUUCCUCAUCUUCAUCUAAUUUAGUCAAUGGAAUACAGAAUUCUCAUCCUAACAAUCAUCCACAAGAUACCGACCUGCAGGAGCGCUUGAAUGAAAGUGAAACUAAAUUAAAGCGAGUUAUGGAGAAUCUUAUAGCAGUAAAAAAUGAAGCACAAAAUCUUAAAUUGGCUUGGCAAUCUGAACAGAAAGAAUGGGUGAAAGAACGUGAAUUAUUGGAAGAAAAAAUUAGGACAGCUAUUAACCAAAAGACUAUAGCAUUAGAAGAUGAACUCACCACCUUGAAAGCGAAUAAUGCUGAACUUGAAAGUAAUAUAGCUAACUGGGAACGUCAUUUGUUCGAGUUGAACCAGUGGGUUGAUGAUGAACGUGAAGCUAAAGAAAAACUCCAUAAUUUCACAGUGCGUUUAGUAUCUGAAUUAGAUGCACUGCGUACUUCAGGUUUAGUACAAGAUUAUAAUCAGGAUGGAGUAUACCGUAAUGGUUAUCAAUCGUGGAAUACACACUUCAAUAUAACAAAUGAUAUUAACUCUUUGACUUAUGACAGUCCUGCUCAAAGUGUAAUUGGUGAGAGUACAUUGGAUUGGCGUCAGCGUAAAUCUACAAAACUGAAUAAAAUGGAAAGAUGGAGUCAUGAAGUAGCUUUAAAUAAUGAAGUACGAGCUAGAGAACAGGCUGAACUUCGUUUGCAAGAAGUUGAAGCUCGUCUGAAAGAUAUGUAUGAUCAAACUAAUCAGAAGGAUGUAAAGAUUAAAGAACAAGAUCGUAUCAUUGAACACUUAAAUGACCAAUUGCUAGAACUUUCAAAUCAGGCUCGUCUGUGUCGUAUAAAUAAUGAUACAAUGAAUGAAGCAGUCAAUUUUAUACAGAAGACAAAUGUAGAGAAGAACUCAGUGGACAAUAACAGACGCUCUCUUCCCUUACUUGAUGUCAACAGCCCUUGUACAUCUACACCAGAUCAAAAAGGUUCAUGGACUACAAUAGAUACUUCUGGAGGCGCCUCUCAAGCAUCUGCUUCUACGCAUAAAUUUAUUUUUGCUACUUUUAUUCAACCAACCAAAUGUCAUGUUUGCGGCAGCUUGAUACUUGGUCAGAAAUGGCAAGGCGUUCAGUGUCAAGACUGUCAAUUGAAGUCUCAUCAUCAGUGUCGUCUAUCGGCACAUACAGUUUGUCCUGCGCCACCUUUACCGUCCAUGGAUGACAGUUGCAAUUUUGGUUCCGAUUUCGAAAGUGAUGUUAAGAUGCCUAAAUUGGGUGGAAUCAAGCGUGGCUGGUUGAAAUAUCGUAUGUAUUUAUCUGAUAAGCGUCUAUUCUUUUAUGAUGUCAUUUCUGAGUCACCGAAUAUGCAAGCUCUAAGUGGAAGCGCCAGUUCAUUAUCUCCGUCUUUUCAAAAUUUGCAUCGAUCAAAUAAUAACGUUUCCUUGAAUUCAUUAAAUGUAGGAACCAAUCUUGUGUUCCAAUCAAACAGUCCUGGUCGAAUUGUAGAUUUGCGUAGCUCAGGAUUCUCUGUAUCUCGUGUCACCGCAGCUGAUGUAAUACACGCGAAACACCAAGAUAUUCCAAAAAUAUUGAAGAUCAUUGUAGAUGAUUUUCUUCCAACUGCUCCAUUGUUUCUUCUAUUUGAGAAUUCUUCACUUUGCGAACGGUGGUUUAAACUAAUUCAGGAUGUAUUAAAACUUGUUCAACGCCAAAUUGAGACUGAUGGUGACUACCAGUGUUUACAAGUACGUGAUGUGUGCAUUUCUUCAUUAUCCACGAUACUCAAACAAAUCAAUUGUGCCUCAGUCUUAGAUGAGUACCGAUUCUUGGCUGGUACAGAUGAAGGUCUGUAUGUUGUUGAUAUUCGACAAAAUAUGAACAUGCGCGUAGGUGGACGUAAACCCGUGUUUCAAGUUGAAGCAUUAGCUGAAGAACUGCAACUUGUUGUCGCUAUCCAAGGCAAACAACGAUUUCUAAAAUUAAUACUGGUUGGAGCAUUUGAAGGAAUGAAUUUGAAACCGAUAAAGAUUACUGAACCCAAAUUAUGUACUCGAUUCACAUGUUCAAUGAGUCGAAAUAACACAGUUUGUUUAAUUUGUGUCGCAAGUAAUCGUUCAUUAUUUAUCUUCGAAAUUGCACGUGUACAAGGAAGGCAUAAACGUUUAAGAGAAAUUUCCUGUCCUUAUAUUGUUCAGUCUAUCAAUUUUGUUCGAGAUGGGGAUUGGAUAUGUGUUGGAUCAUCUAAUUAUUUUGCUCUAUAUAGUAUAUGGAAUGAUGGACCACCUCAAGUUUUAUUGCGUGGAGAUCUGAUUGAUCUGGACUCCAGCCUGAUAUUUUUUCAACAGUCACCAUCAGAUGCAUAUUUUGCUGUUCAGUUGGGUGAAGAUGAAUUUCUCUUGGCAUUCGAAAAUUGUGGCGUUUAUAUGAAUACAAAUCGUAAAAGAACACGACCUGAUAAUCUCAUGUGGCCUGCUAAACUGAUCUCUGGUUCUGCCAUCAGCUUUUCCUAUCCUUAUUUAUAUGUAUUUACGGAGGCUGGAUUAGUUGUUUUCAAUGCAAUCUCUGGUUGUUGGGUAUCUACACUUAGCUCUUGCCGCGUUCAACCACUGAAUAUGGAUGCUCAUUUAUGUCUUGUACAUCUGUCAUCGUUGUCUGCAUCAAGUCCGUCAUCUCGUAAAUCUGCAUACAACGGUAAUGCGGAUAGCCCAGGUAACAAUUUACUGGGUAAUUCUUCACCUGUUGCACCAUGUAUUUCACCAAGUGAUCUGAUUUCAGGACAACAACAGCAACAACCUUUGCGAUUGAUUCAUUUACCACAAACGUAUGACUGUAAAGAAUCCUCAAAACAACAGGUUUCCGCUCUACGUAGCAGGCGAUUACAAAUGCCUCAGUCCAGUAUAUUUGGUGUUACAGGGCGCAUGCGUAAAUCCAGUCGUUUCAAUCUUUACUCACUUGUGGAAGAUGGUUUACCGCGUACUGGUCAUGGAGUUAGUCCUGAAAGAUCACGGAAUUCUCGCUCUAAUUCACAAUAUCGAAAUGUUGCUUCAUCUGGACCAUCAUUAUUGCCAGCAAAUUCUUCAAACAGUACAUCAUCUCGUAUGUCACAUCUUAUUUCUGCUCCCUCAGACUUUCGUCAUAUUUCACACAUGGGCCCACAGAUUACAGGUGCUGCCUUCUUGGAUCUCACUUCUAAUCCAGGUGAACCACCUUUAACAGAAGCUGAACGAAUAGCAAAGUUUAAAUCUGUGGUGGAAGAGAAAUACGGCGUUUCCCCAACAUAUGGUAGUGAUGGCCAUUGUAGAGACUCCUCAACAAAUAUGAUCCCCAACAAUUCAUCUCAUCUGACUUCUGAUUCAAAUAAUCUACCAAGUGGUCUUAAUCAGAACGCCUCUUCAAACCAGAUUCGAGCCUUGACGAAAACUCAGUCUAGACAGUCUGCUCCGCUUACACACAGACUAAGUCUGAGUGGAUUAGAAUCCAAUGAAGACAAAAAUCAUGUGAUCACAAAUUUGGAUUUGAAACCUCCAUGUAACAUUGUACCCGGUCAGCCACAACGUGUUCGUUCAUCAUCUCUUCGUCCUAGUGUAAAAAAUUUACUUCUCAAUUUAGGUGAUAUGACCAAUAUAAGUUUAAAUAAUAAAAAUUCAAUGUUCAAAUCUGAGUCGAAAAGACGUGUUAGUGAUUCGACAACUUGUCAAAAUAAUAAAUUAUCUGUCGAGAAAAAUAGUGAAACAGUAACCACACCAACUGGUUUCCCAUCUCUUCAACUUUCGAAUUCACCAAGUAUUCAAGAUACAGUAAUGGCAUUAUUUUCUAAGCUUGCUAAUGAUGAUCCUUCAUGUUCUUGA